This is a messenger RNA of Acanthosepion pharaonis, 711 nucleotides long. The record is from the annotation of a GenBank genome assembly. Lineage: Eukaryota; Metazoa; Mollusca; Cephalopoda; Sepiida; Sepiidae.
AUGACCAUUCCUGCAUCAAUAAAAAAAACAUUUAUCUUAAUAUCAUCUUCUUUUACUUCAUCUUUUCCCUUUACAUCUUCUUCAUUCUUCAUCCUUCAUUCUUCGUCGUCGUCCUCCUCCUCCCCCUUCUUCUUCUUCUUCUUCUUCUUCUUCUUCUUCUUCUUUCCUGGUGCAUCCUUUUCUUCUUUCUUUGUCCUUCUUUUUUUACUUCUUUUUUCCUUUAGAUCUUUUUCAUUCUUCGUCCUUUUUCUUUAUAUUCUUUUUUCUUUUUUUUUUCUGCUACUACUACUACUACUACUACUAUUAUUAUUAUUAUUAUUAUUUUCUUUUCUUUAUAAUUCCUCUUCUUUUCUUUCUCUCUUUCUCUCUCUUUCUCUUUCUCUCUCACUUUCUCUUUCCCUCUCUCUCCCUUUUUUCCAUUGCACUUUCCUUUAUAACUUCCCUUCUUUUCUCACUCUCUCUUUCUCUCUCUCUCUUUCUCUUUCACUCUUUCUUUCUCUUUCUCUUUUGUCCAUUGUGCUUUUCUUUAUAAUUUUUCUUCUUUUCUCCUUCUCUUUUUCUCUCUGUUUCUCUCUAUAUUUUUCUGUCUCUUUCUUUCCUUCCCUCUCUCUCACUCCCCUCUCUCUCUCUCCCUCUUUCUCUUUCUCUCACUCAAUACAUCAACACUCUCACGUUUUCUUUAAUUUUAUUUUCUCCGUCCAAUUUUCAUAA